This is a messenger RNA of Ilex paraguariensis (yerba mate), 866 nucleotides long. NCBI's taxonomy places the organism in Eukaryota, Viridiplantae, Streptophyta, Magnoliopsida, Aquifoliales, Aquifoliaceae. The record is from the annotation of a GenBank genome assembly.
AUGAUAUUUGUAAUGUCGCCAUUUGUGACAUAUGACUGCAAUUUGUCGAAGAACUCUUAUAUUGAACUUUCUGCGUGUUGUCGAUUUCAAGUCACUAAUUGUGCGUUUAACAUGCAGCAGAGGCACUUACCUCUGAUGCGUCAGGUUACAGAGAGACGGUGUUCUCUGCCGGUAAGUUUGAUGUAUCUGGCAUUUCUGUUAAAAUCCAUCGUGGGGCCUCAAUGGUUGCUUAUCAACAGUUUGAAACCUUCCAGCUGGACUGAGUUGGAAGAAGCCAAAUACAUGCACAGUCGCAGCUCGGAAGUGCCGUGUGAUACCUGUCUCAUUGCCACUUUGGGGCUUGAUAAUAGAGCAAGUUCUUAACCAUCGCUGGUUCUUUUGGAUGGCCAGGUCCUCACUUCCCACCCUGGAAGUUCUUGAAACCUGCUAUAGACAUUAUGUAAACCAAGCAAGCACUUUGUUCUUAGCGGGGAUGUCCGAGUUACAGGCAUUACCGAUGUGUCGAUCAUUACGGGUUGAUAUACUGGAGAUUCAUCUGAGUGAUGGUUUGGUACAUGUCUCCGUUAUUCCAGGAAAGAAAUGCUGGACAGUCAUGAGAUUCAUCUAAGUGGUGGUUUGGUUCGGCAUAAUAUCCUGAAAAUAAGGCUGGACAAGCAUGUGAAGCACGUGGCACUGAGUUAGUUCGCCAUCAUUCUUUAGUUGGUAUACGUCUUGGUUCGACAUGGAAUACAUAGGGCCCAUGAGUUUAUAAUAUUCUGUUGACUUGAGGGGCUUUUAGACCGGAGUAUUUUUUUGGGUAAAUUGGGAGGGGUACACUAAAUUGGAUUUAAUUGUAAACAAAUACACAGAAAAAAAUGUAAAGUAAG